This is a messenger RNA of Bradysia coprophila, 1028 nucleotides long. RefSeq names its product multiprotein bridging factor 1 (gene mbf1). Gene Ontology annotation, cellular component: nucleus. Gene Ontology annotation, molecular function: DNA binding. Lineage: Eukaryota; Metazoa; Arthropoda; Insecta; Diptera; Sciaridae. The record is from RefSeq and is a predicted model, not a curated record.
GUCAAAAUAAAAGGAAAAUAAAAAAAAAUUUACACCAUAUUUGCAAAAGGUGAGCCUUCUAGAAAUUUAUUAUUUCUGAACUGAAAAACGAAUCGAUUGAAAACUCUACAAGAAACUCUGUUAACAAUGAGUGAUUGGGAUACUGUAACCAUCUUGCGUAAGAGAGCUCCAAAGGCCUCUACAAUGAAAACGGAAUCCGCCGUAAAUCAGGCCCGUCGGCAGGGUGCACAAGUUGAUACUUCUCAAAAAUUCGGCGCUGGCACCAAUAAGCAACACCAGACGACGAAAAACACUGCGAAGCUGGAUAGGGAAAAUGAAGAGCUGAAACAUGAUAAGAUUCCAUUGGAUGUCGGAAAGAUUAUUCAACAGGGGAGACAGGGCAAAGGACUGAGUCAAAAAGACCUUGCAACCAAAAUUUGCGAAAAACCACAAGUUGUUCAAGACUACGAAGCUGGUCGUGGCAUACCGAACAAUUUGAUUUUGGGCAAAAUCGAAAAAGUGAUUGGCUUAAAAUUGCGUGGAAAGGAUCGCGGGGCACCACUAGCGCCCCUUGGUAAAAAGUGAAGUACUGGGGGGCAAAAUCAACCAAAUCAUUGAACAGCUCUAAAUCAUACUCAUAUUUGACCGACUAAAUGUUGACGUUUCUCUUUGAUUUUAUUAUAAAAAAAUUCCCCGAGUUUUUUUUUCGAAUGAUUAGGUAAAUGUUGGACUUUUGAAGAUUUUAUGAAUUUUAUUUUUGAUUUUUUUCUUUCGUUUAAAUUUAAAAGAGCUGUUUCUUGUUCAUUUCACUAAAAUAUACGUCAGAUUUCGGAUUUUAAUUGAAUCAUUCUGGAUGGAAUAGGGUUUUACAUGAAUGUGUUAUUCCAUAUUAAGCGUUUGCCCAUCCCAAUCAGCAUUUAACCUAGAGAAAUAACUUCUAAGGCUAAACGUAGUUUUUGUAACAUGAGACCGAAUUACUAAUAAUAAUCCAAAUUCCAGAACUAUUUGCAAGGAUCAAUUCGAUUUUCGUUCUGAUUAUAUCAAAAAAA